AUGACGUCGUCGAAGGAGGAGAUGCCGGAUGAGAUGGUGAGCCGGGAGGUGGAGGAGGAGAUGGAGGAUCGGGUUGAGGAGACGGCGACUACAGCAGCAGCGUGCACCGGAUGCGCUCAGCUUCACAAGGAUAUUCGACAGGAUGUUUCAAAAAUGAUGUCGAAAAUUGACGAAGUGUGCGGAAGGCUUGAAGCUCUUAUCAGUGAAAAGGAAAAAGUCCUGCUUGAGCAAAUGUCCGAGAGCGGAAGCGAGGAGAAGUAUCCCCCAUCACCAACUGAAAGCCGUGCUUCUCCGUCAUCAGUCGGAAAGUCGAAUGGAGGGUGCCGCAAACGGAAACCCACCAAAGAAUCUGUGAAUCGACAUUUGGAGAAUGGAGGUAGUGACUCGCCUUUUGAGAAAAUCACAAGGAAUAUUUCGACGCCGGUUUCCGCGAGCUCUCCGUUUCCCGAUUUUCAGAAUUUCAACGGGUUUGUGUUCGAUCCCAUGGCCAAUCCACAAAAUAUGAUGAACUUGCUAAACCUUGUGCAGCAACAACAACAUCAAGCCGCUGCUCAUCACCAUGCUCAACAGCAGGCGAGAGAGCAGAAGCCCGUAAAAGCCGAAGAGUCAAAGCAGCAGGAACCGUCGGAGAACAGAAACCAAUCGCCAAGUGCGUCUGUUGAGCAGACUCUGCUCGAUCAGCUCUCUAUGCAGUUCAACGGGAAAUCACCAUCACCAACAGUACACGCAUCCACCGCCGCGGCGGCUGGUAGCUCGGAGGACGAUACAAGUGCCAACUCGUCCAUCUCGAAAUGCUCCAAUUGCUCCACAAUAAAAACGACAGCGUGGCGAAGGGAUUUGGAGGGGAAGCUUGUUUGUAACGCGUGUGGAUUGUAUUAUAGGCUGCAUAGGACACAUCGGCCGGUUCACAUGCGAAAAGAUUUUAUCCAACAGCGAUUCCGUAGAAGAAUGAGGGAAGAUGAAAAUCCAGCAACCAGUCAAGCAGCCGUUUUCAGUCAACUUCUCGGCCUACCGAGCAUGGCUAACGGUGGAGCCAACGCGCUGACCUUUCUCGAGCAAAUUAAUCAGUUGAAUCAGUCACAGGAGCAGCGCAAGUCUCCCUGAUUAUUAUAUUUUAUUAUCUCGUGUGAUAUAUCCCCCAAUGUCCCCUCCCGAUCAACUGUGAGCUUUAUCAGUAUUUCCGUUUUCACUUUUCCAACAAAAAAUCCCACUGACCCCUGCGGUGGUCUCUGAAAAAACAAAGAAUCUCAACAUUUUUUUUUUUGCAAUUUAAAUUUUUAUUGUAUUCCCCCUUAUUAGAAGUGCAGGUCUCUUUCACUUUGUCGCAAUAUCUGAACAGAAUAAUCCCAGCACCGAGUUUAUUUGUGUGCAUAUCCAUGUUCCUUUAAUAAAUAUUAUCAUGCAG
Caenorhabditis elegans is the source of this 1405-nucleotide messenger RNA. RefSeq names its product Transcription factor elt-6 (gene elt-6). Lineage: Eukaryota; Metazoa; Nematoda; Chromadorea; Rhabditida; Rhabditidae. Gene Ontology annotation, biological process: regulation of DNA-templated transcription; regulation of transcription by RNA polymerase II. Gene Ontology annotation, molecular function: sequence-specific DNA binding; zinc ion binding; DNA-binding transcription factor activity. Gene Ontology annotation, cellular component: nucleus. The record is from RefSeq and is marked reviewed.